AUGAGCAACGAGUUAAAGCGAACGCUGUCUGAUGUCCAACAAAAUGCAACAGGUGUGCCCACAACAAACUCGCAGAGUGCGCCUCAAUCACAAACUGCACGUCCUUCACAACAACAACAACAACAGCAACAAGUCAGAAGCAAUCAGCCUCAGUACUCCCAGGCCGAUUUGAAUCGAAUAGUGCUCGACUACUUGAACAAAAAGGGCUAUCACAGGACAGAGUCUAUGCUUCGAUUGGAAAGUACUAGCUCGCCAACGCCAGCAGCGGCUCCUGUUACACCAUCAACCACUGAAUUAGCUUCACCCGGCGAGCUAGUGGUCAAUAUGGAGGAAAAAUUGAGUCAAAACGACAAGGAGUUGAGGGAUCUCAAAGAAAAGCAAUCAAAAGUCGAGCGUGAACUACAAGAAACAAAGGACCGUGAGGCAAGGUUGGCCAAAGAAGCCGACUUGAGACAAUUGAAAGCAUUGGAAGCUAAAACUAGAAUUGAAAAUGACCCCGAUACUUACUUCACGGCUUAUUCAAUGCUCAGGAAAUGGGUCGAGUCUUCGUUGGAUUUGUACAAGCCCGAGUUGUCGCGAGUUUUGUAUCCGUUGUUUAUACAUUGUUUCUUGGAUUUGAUAACAAAAGGGUAUGAUGCCAAAGCAAAGCAGUUUUUUGACAAGUACAAGUCGGAUCAUUUGAUAUUACACGGCGUGGAAAUAAGGAAGUUUGCAGGGUUGUCGUUGCCUGAACAUGUACAAGAGAAUGAGGUGGCAGUAGCUUACCGAAAACACAGAUACAGAAUAUUGGUAUCAAAGACAUCACUUAAUUUGUUGUUGUAUUUCCUUCAUGAGAAUGAGGCUGUUGGCGGUGCAGUUUUGAUACGCAUGAUCAAUCAAUAUUUGGAUCCUGUGAUCUCUAAGAAUAGGCCUGACAAGAUUGAUCAAGAAGGUGAAGCCAACCCAGAGGAAGGUAUAUCUGAAUAUUUUGCCAAUACAAAUGAGUUGGAAAAGUUCAACACCGAAAAGGAAGUGAAAUUAGGGAAGAUGCCGUUGGAUUCCGAAGUCAGCAAAGAAGUUGAGGCAGAGUUGAAGGUGAAGGAUGAGAAAGUAGCUCCUGUGAAUGACAAGACCCUUAGUGAAGAGUUUCAAGAAAUGACGACACCGGAUGCCGACUCACCAGCCAAGGAUUCAUUGCCGUUGCCCAUGAAAGAUGCAACUGAUAUCAAGAAAAUACUUUUGCAAGUUGAAGACUCGAGAUCGAAAAUUAAGUUGGGAGCAAUACAAGCCAGCUCUCCUUCUGUUUGCAUGUACAGUUUCUACAACACAAAUAAUGAAAUGACGUGUGUCGCUUUUAACGAAGAUUCGACACUAGUUGCAGCUGGCUUUCAAGGCAGCUAUGUCAGAAUAUGGAGCUUGGACGGUAAGCCACUUGAGUCUGCACUUAAAAAGGAUCGCAAGAAUCAUCAGUUACCAGAGAAUUCGAGGAAGUUGAUUGGUCAUAGUGGGCCCAUAUACGGCAUUUCAUUUUCCCCCGAUAAUAAGUUCCUUCUUACAUGUUCGGAAGAUAAGACGAUACGCCUUUGGUCUUUAGAUACAUUCACGGCGUUGGUGUCGUAUAAGGGCCACAACCAGCCAGUAUGGGACGUCAAAUUUUCACCAUUGGGACAUUACUUUGCAACAGCUUCUCAUGAUCAAACCGCAAGAUUAUGGGCUACCGAUCACAUAUACCCGUUAAGGAUAUUUGCUGGACAUAUAAAUGACGUUGAUUGUGUUGAGUUUCAUCCAAAUUCAAAUUAUGUCUUUACUGGAUCAAGUGACAAAACUUGUAGAAUGUGGGACGUCCAUACGGGCCAUUGCGUGAGAAUAUUCAUGGGCCAUACAAACUCCAUUAACUGCCUUGCUGUAUCGCCUGAUGGCAGGUGGCUUGCCAGUGCGGGUGAAGACAAUGUGGUUAAUUUGUGGGACAUCGGAACCGGUAAAAGAUUGAAAACAAUGAAGGGACACGGGCGAUCAUCUGUAUACUCCUUGUCAUUUUCGCGCGACGGUACCGUCUUGGUUAGCGGUUCGGGUGACAAUAGUGUGAGGGUGUGGGAUGUUAAAAAGAACACCAACGAUGCCGGCCCAGAGCCGGAAGCGUUUGUAACUACAAGCAAUGGCGAAGCUAGCGAGGAUAAGAAGAAUCAACAACAACAACAACAGCAGCAGCAACAACAACAACUAAGCAGGAGAGAUGUAAUUGCUAGUAGCGACCACAUGACUGCAUUUUUCACUAAAAAGACUCCAGUUUUCAAAGUCCAUUUUACGAGGAGAAACCUUUGUCUCGCUGCAGGUCCAUUCCAGGGGUAA
This is a messenger RNA of Lodderomyces margitis, 2328 nucleotides long. RefSeq names its product chromatin modification protein. The coding region runs from base 1 to 2328 and encodes 775 amino acids. Gene Ontology annotation, molecular function: RNA polymerase II general transcription initiation factor activity; protein binding. The transcript has a single exon. Gene Ontology annotation, biological process: transcription initiation at RNA polymerase II promoter. The record is from RefSeq and is a predicted model, not a curated record. Gene Ontology annotation, cellular component: transcription factor TFIID complex. NCBI's taxonomy places the organism in Eukaryota, Fungi, Ascomycota, Pichiomycetes, Serinales, Debaryomycetaceae.